AUUAUCACUCGGUAGCAAGCUUAGAAGCAGGAAAAAUGGCGAUUCUACCAUCUCCUUUACACAUUGCCAGUAGUGAUUGGCUUUGCUCGAAUUCCAAUUUCCUCUGCUUUCCGACGAAGCCUGUCUGGAGCUCUGUCCACCGCCCAUUAGUCGUCACAUUCUCCUACAAACCCAACAAGGGAAUUGUUGGUACUGACAAGAAGAGGGAGUUUCUUGAGAAGUACGGUCUUAAUCCCGAUGAGUUCUUACCCGAACCCUCUCCAAAGACAAAGAGGAGAAGGGAGCAUGGAAAUGCAGGAACGAAGAACCUUAUACCCUUAGAGGAGUCUAAGUCUCCUCGGGAGACUCAUAAAUUGCUUCAGGUUCUCGGAGGAACAGCGCGUAGGAAAAAAUUGCUCUCGCCAAAGGGUAUGGAUGUGCGUCCUAUGAUGGAAGUUGUAAAGGGAGCAGCUUUUGGAAUUUUGCAGGCAGCUGGAGGCUCCCCUCAAUCUCUAAGGCCUGGACGCUGGUUAGACUUGUAUAGUGGCACAGGGUCAGUUGGUAUUGAAGCUAUCAGCAGAGGAUGCUCUGAGGUGCACUUUGUGGAGAUGGAUCCUUGGGUUGUCUCAGAUGUGCUACGGCCAAACUUAGAAUCAACUGGUUUUGUUGACGUUUCAGUUAUACAUAGCGUCCGGGUUGAAAUUUUCUUGCAAAAUGCUGAACGAUUUGUAGGUAAAGAUGGAGUGUUUGAUUACAUAAGUGUUACUCCUCCAUAUAUGCUUGUUGACUACGCAGUACUGAUGGAUCAGAUUUCCAAUUCAUCAGUCGUCGGAGAGAAUACCUUUAUAGUAGUUGAGUAUCCUUUGAGAACUGACAUGUUAGAUUCAUAUGCAUCCUUGGUUAAGAUAGCUGAUAGGCGGUUUGGCAGGACGCAUCUAGCAAUAUAUGGACCAAAGUGGGCACAGAAGAAGAGUAAAUCAGAGAGAUGACUACAUCACUAUUAGACACAACUGGAAACAUUGCCAUGGUCAAAAUUCCGAUCUUCUCUGAAGUUUCCAAUAUAUUGCUCCAGUUAUCCUGCAGCUCAAGUUCAGCUUAUUCGCCAGGGUUCGUUCAAACUUCAGCACAUCUUCCUUUUUACAACCUGAUCAACAGUUACUUCUGCAUGUGCCAGUCCUUCACAUUCUCAGAGGACGAGAUGCAGUAAAGCAAAAUGUUUUAUCUCCUCGACAUUCACUACAAGUAAUAGCAAGCCAUUAAUAUUAACCCAACAUUUAUCCCUGAAAGUGGAGGAAAAACAUCCUGAUUGCUUCAAGGUGGUAGUCCUUUGAGUUUAUUUUCUUGUACUUCUUUUCUUUUCUCAACACAAUUCAAGGUCCAAAACGUAAUGUAAUUAUUAGACGAGGCAAGAAAAGACGGAAAAAGGUGAGGGGUUGUU
Molecule: messenger RNA, 1417 nt
Organism: Sesamum indicum (sesame)
Lineage: Eukaryota; Viridiplantae; Streptophyta; Magnoliopsida; Lamiales; Pedaliaceae
Product: methyltransferase
Biological process (GO): rRNA methylation
Molecular function (GO): methyltransferase activity
Source: RefSeq, a predicted model, not a curated record